Eupeodes corollae is the source of this 5971-nucleotide messenger RNA. RefSeq names its product protein artichoke. Gene Ontology annotation, molecular function: protein binding. The transcript has 5 exons. The coding region runs from base 120 to 4967 and encodes 1615 amino acids. Lineage: Eukaryota; Metazoa; Arthropoda; Insecta; Diptera; Syrphidae. The record is from RefSeq and is a predicted model, not a curated record. Gene Ontology annotation, cellular component: extracellular matrix.
UACCUACUACAAAAAUUCCCACCAUUAUCUUUUCCAUCAACAAACAAAAAUCUACGGUGUAUAAUUUCGCUAUAGCCUCUUUGGUCUUGCUGGAAAUUUGAAAAAAAAAUGCUAACAACAUGAUGAUAGCAUGGAACAGAAGAAGUCCCUGUGGUGGUCAUAGUUAUAGUCGGUGUAGUUGGAGAGGAACAACAACGUCAGGAUGUAGCAGGAGCAGCAGCAGUGGUAGUAGCAUGCUGUGGAGCAAUAUUAGAGAAAGCCACAGUAAUGGCGGCCCCUCUAUACGGGGGUCACCACAAGUUUCACAAUUAUUUUGGCUCAUAAGGACAUCUCUGGUGAUAGUGUGUCUUUUGUUGCCUUUGCCAUCAACAACGAACAUGGAAAAGGCCUUUGUACAAUCAUCGUCCUCUUCCUCCUCACUGUCGUCGUCGUCCUCAUCCUUGUCGGGGUCUGGAUCGGCGUCGUCAUCAUCAUUGAUGUUAUCUUCAUCACAAUAUCCAUUGCCUCCAGAGGUGCAACAACAAAUAAUUGCAGCAACUAUCAAUGGUGGCGAUAUUAUGGGAACAGGAACCAAUCAACAGCAUCCUGUAGCUAGCAGCAGUAUACAAUGUCCGAGCUUCGAUGAGAGCUCUGCAUGUCCCUGUUAUAAGUUUGAAGAUGGUCUGUUCCUGGAAUGUCCUGGCACUACAUCAAUGUCACUACGAACAACCCUAGAGCGAAUAACAUCACCAAUACAAUCGUUAUCAAUUUAUGAUUUCGAUCGAUCGGUCACGUCUCUAUCACAGGAUGUCUUUCAGCCCGGUGUCAAUAUAAGGCAUUUGCAAUUUUCCCAUUCACAUUUGGAGACAUUAAAGGAUAAUAGCUUAAGGAAUAUACGUGCCUCGUUGGAAUCGCUUAGCAUUGUGAAUGGCAAAUUAACACAGAUUCCGACGAGAGCACUCAAUUCAAUGCUGAAACUCACAGCAGUUGAUUUUGACUCAAAUGAAAUCACUCGAAUAGAAGACUACAGUUUCUACGGACUGCAUUUGUCCAAACUUAAUAUGAAAGGCAAUCGGCUAGAGACAAUACCAGAAAAUGCCUUUUCCGGUCUUGAAGAAUCGAUGCAAGAAAUCGAUUUGUCAGAAAAUCGCCUGCGAACAUUUCCAAUGUUAGCUCUGAGACGACUCGAUUACCUUCGAACACUGCGCCUGUCCUAUAAUCAAAUCGCAUCGUUUUUGGGAGAUCUACCAACGGCCAUAGUGUUGCCCAAUGGAACUGCAACAACACCGCAAAUGCGAUUGCAUUCAUUGGUGUUCCUUGACUUGAGUUCGAAUCAAUUUACCGAAAUCACUCAGGACUGUUUUCGGGGUUUCGCUCAACUGAAAACGUUGUCCUUGUAUUCAAACCAAAUUGAGUUGGUCCAUCGGGACGCGUUGCAGUCGUUGAGGGAACUUACAUCCCUGGAUAUGUCCCACAAUCGGAUUAUAUCGCUGGAUUCGAAAAUCUUUGAAAGGAAUAAGAAAUUGCAGACGGUUGACUUGAGUCAUAACCACAUUCACUCAAUAAGUGGAGUGUUUGCUGAUCUGCCGCAACUGAGGGAGGUCUUCUUGUCAGAGAACAAUGUGCUGGAGCUGCCUUGUGAUGCUUUCACGAAUUCGACGAACAUCGAUGUGAUCUAUUUGGAGUCCAAUGCUAUUGCUCAUAUAGACCCUAAUGUCUUCAGCACUCUUAUCAACUUAGAACAGUUAUACUUGCGAUCAAACUUUAUUCCCAGAGUUCCAGUCACAAUGCUCGAUAAGACUCUUAACCUUGCCUCGCUGUCACUCGACGACAAUGAAAUUCAGGACCUAGAAAUCGGAAUGUUUCGGAAACUUGAACACCUGCGUGAGAUACGGCUUCACAACAAUCGGAUAAGACGAAUUCGAAAGGGCGUUUUUCACCCUUUGCCAAGCCUACUAGAGCUUCAUGUACAAAAGAACUCAAUCGAAGAUAUAGAACCUGGGGCUCUAGCCACGUUAACUCAAUUACAACAUGUCAAUCUGCAAGAUAACCAGCUUGCGGUGUUGGAAGACAUUUUCCCGAACGAAACUUCCGGAUCAGCACUGCUCUCCAUCCAGCUCAAUACGAACUUUUUGAAUAAAAUUCACCCUAAAACCUUCAGACGACAGGACCACAUUCAAAUCAUGUGGUUGAGUGAAAACCAUUUGGUAAGAAUUGACAGGACACUCUUUGGAGACUUGAAGAAACUCGAACGGGCAUAUUUGUCGAAUAAUCUUAUUCGUGACAUUGAGAGGGACUCAUUUACAACGGUGAAGCAUCUAAAAUUUCUUGAUUUGAGUGUAAAUCGGUUAAAAACCAUAAAGAAGGAGUAUUUUUCCGCUUUGGCCGAACUAGAAGAACUCAAUUUGUCAGUUAAUUUUAUCGAAACCAUUGAAAGCAAUUCCUUUGGAGCAAUGAAAAAGUUGAAAUUACUCGAUCUCUCCAGCAAUCCCCUAGUUCAGAUUGGCCGGGAUAUGUUCCUGGAUGAUAUUCACCUGACUCACCUAAAUCUUAGGAACACAACACUGAGAAAGAUUGAAGUAAACACCUUCCGAUCUUUGGCGAAUAUCAACGAAAUCAACAUAGAAGAUAAUUUCCUGAGUUCAGCAGAUAUCCAAAAGCUGGAUGUUCCGAGUUUGAGAAGUUUGAAGCUAUCAAGAAACAAUUUCAGCCACAUUGGGGCUGGCAGAGUCACUGCUGGUAUGUUCGACAAGCUCAGAUCCCUCCAGCUCCUAACGCUGGCCAAUUGCAGUCUUGAUGAUAUCCCUGAUCAGUUGUUCACCAAAAACACCAAUCUCGUAAAGUUGGAUCUAUCGGACAAUCAUCUGCAAACCAUGAAUCGAAACAUUUUUCAUGGGCUUAAUGUCUUCAAGGAACUAAAGCUCUGCCGAAAUAACAUCUCAGAGUUUCCACAUAUUGCUCUCUUCAAUCUGUCAACUUUGGAGACGUUGCAGUUGUCGGGAAAUCAGUUGACUUCUAUUGAUUUCUUCAAGCUAAGUGGGACGUUAAACUUGAGACAUCUGGACUUGAAAGACAACAAAAUCACAACUUUAACGGGCUUCAAUGCCGUCAACUUGACACAGCUGGAUCAGGUCGAUCUGAGUGGAAAUAAUCUUCUUUCGCUUCCAGCGAACUUCCUCCAGCACUCGGUCAAUCUCCAGAGGGUGGAUUUGUCAAGUAAUCGAUUUCUUCAGAUUCCUAGCUCAGCCCUCUCUGAUGCAUCACUUCCCCGCUUGUCUUGGCUCAAUCUGACGGGAAACCCCAUAAACAAGAUAUACACGGUAAAGGAGGAACGUUAUCCAUAUUUGAAAGAACUCUACAUCUGCCACACGAAUCUUAGCAUUCUCACCAGCAAGGACUUUGAAGCUUUCCAGGCACUGCAGCAUCUCCAUUUAAUUGGCAACCGCAUCAUGAGAAUAUCCCCAGGAGCAUUUAAGUCAUUGUCAAACCUUCUCACACUGGACCUCAGCAUAAACGAGUUGGAACUUCUGCCGAAGGAGAGACUUCAAGGUCUGAAGUUAUUGCGACACUUGAACCUUUCACACAACAGUCUCCGGGAUUUGGAGGAAUUCAGCGCCGACUUGUCACAACUUCAGAUAUGCGACUUGACCUUCAAUCAACUAGAUCGAAUUUCCAAAAAGACCUUCCGACAUCUCAAGGGCCUCACAGAGCUCUACCUUAUGGGUAAUCGGAUGACAGUCCUGUCCACCGAUGCAUUUCGAUACUUGCGGAAGCUGCAAAUCCUCGAUUUACGUCGAAAUUACUUCGAAGUCGUUCCCUUGGAUGCCCUCAAACCACUCGAAACAAAUGUGCGGACAUUAAGGCUAGAAGAUAAUCCACUGCAUUGCAGCUGUGACGCACAGCAAUUGUGGGAAUGGCUGCGGGACCAUCGCCGUUGGAGCGCCGACGAUAGUGUCAAUUAUCUAAGGUGCGAACAUCCGGGCGAAUUGCGCGGAAGGAUAUUUACGAAAAUGGAACCGCAGCAAUUCUGUGACGCCCCAUUAAUACCAAAAAUUGCAAUCCAGGACAUACAGCCUUAUUCGGUGGUGGUGUCCUGGCAAAGUCGCGAACAAUUUGGUUUGAAUGGCUAUGAGAUUGUCUACCAUGCCAUGGAUGGAGCUGAUGAGGUUCGAGCCAAGCGUCUCAAUGGCACAGCAAACUCUGCCAAACUGAUAAAGCUGGCAUCAAGCACUCGCUACCACAUCUGUGUGAUCGGCACCGGAAACUGGUUGACCGAGAACAUAGUCCUUGCCAUCAGCCGCCUACAUUUUAAUGAAUCAAUGGUAACCUAUCGAGACGAACCAAUGCGCAGCGCCAUCAUUGCCGAAGACAGCAGCAGCAACACAAUUCUAACCGAAGGCCUCCAAGAAGUUCUCAAAAACUCUCACAUCUCCACGUGCACCGAUGUCCAGACGCUCGAUUCAACACCAAGCCUGAUCACCGAUGAAAAUGGCCUUUCCAGCAAUGGCAUCAUUCAUUCAAUACUCACGCGACGUCUUGGCCUAAUUGUUGGCUGUUGUUUGGGUAUCAUAGUUUUUAUUGUCAUGAUUUCGGUUUUAAGUUAUAUCAAAUUGAAAAAACAACGCUUAGAGGGUUCCAAGCGUCAACAAGCACUUCCGCCCGAGUACAUUACGUAUAGGCAUUUCUCAAUUCCCAACGAGGAAUUGAAUCGAAAUGUGAUAUCGAGUGUGCCGGGCGGAAUAAGUGCGCAUAUAAGUGGCACAAGUCUGAGCACUACAACUGCUACCACUCCGAUUACCUCGACGGGAUUGAUGGUCCAACCACCACCAAUCUUGAAUGGGAAUGAUUUGAAUCAUCAUCAUCAACAUCCACAUCCACAUCCGCAUCAACUUCAAAAUCCACAUCAAAAUCAUAAUCAUAGUCAUAACAAUCAUUCUGGUUAUGUGGCUGGAGUUGUGCUGGGGGCAAAUAACCUGAGCGCUUGUUAGUGAAGCGCGAGCGUUUUGUAAAUUUUUUAAUUUUUUUUCUUCAAAUUUUGCAUUUUUUUGUAUAAGAAAGUCAUUCUUGUUUUGCUAACUUUUUUUACCAAGAUUUUAAAAAAUCAGAAAUAAGUUAAAAAAUAUUUUAAGUUUGAAAUAGAAUUACAGAUAGCUAGAUAGGAAAGUUGUAAUUAAAAAUAAGAUAUUUAUAUAACAAGACAAAAAUAAACUAAAUAUUUAUAUGAAAUAAGAGAAAAAAUUGAGUGUGGAUACAAAAAUUGUUCUAAUUGUUAUCCUUUAUGCAUUUAUAUAUGAAAAUCCUUUUAUAAUUUAUGUUACCAAAAACGCUUUUCAAAAGUAUGAAUUGGAUCUUAAUUUUAUCUUCAAUGAUGAGUUGUUAAUAGUUUUUAAUGUUUAACUGUGCCUUUUAUUUGUUCAAUUGCUGUAGUUCAAUUUUGUUGCAAAAUAUUUGAGAUAGGAAAUGAGUUUUCUAAGGUCGAUAUUGAGGAUGGUGAUAAUCAAUAAUCAAUUUAUCAUUGUUAAUUUAUGAAGAAAGGUAGCUUGUGGUACUUUUUAAAAAUAUUGUGCAUACAAAUUUGAUUGGAUUUGAGAAUCUAUCUGCGUUCGAAAAAAUCAUUGAAAGUUUCAGAUGGAAGGGCAAAAUACUUAAAACCGUCCACGCUCUAUAAAUUGCACAAUUUUAAUGAACCAACAAAAACAAUGGUAGUACAAUAACAGAUCAAAAUAUGAUCAACGCUAUAAAUUUAGUAUUGGCAACUAUGAAAUAAUUCACUUAUUUAACUCAUAAUCAUUCCUUAUUGAAGUUAAUUAAGUGAAAUCGCUGCUACUUGACCUUUAAGAGAAAAAAUCAGGAUCUCAUGUGGUAAACUGAAGUGAGGAAGGAUCAUUCAUUAAGCAAAUUGUGAAACUUGUAAGGUGCUUCGUUUGAUUUAGUAAGAAAAAAAAGUAGAGGACAUAGGUCGCUGCCUUGAAGAAUUCCACACAGGUAGAAU